UUGUGCAUCGGGGGGAGAUCUUGGCGAGCUGAGCGUGAGGAGACAGAGAAUUAGAGAAAUGCUGAUCCUGUGGCUAAAGGUGAUUUUCUCUCCUAACUGUCGAGUACUCCUGCGCCUGUUAGUGGCACCUGAUGUGAGCUGCGGUGAGAUUAGCUGAAUGUGUGAAAAGCAGCGCGGUCCCUCCAUGUGGAGCCCAGGAGGCUGCGAGGCACUAAGACCCAGUGGAGAGCAGGGGAGGCUGGGUGCCGCCUGUUCACCCGCCGCCUGCCUGUCUGCUCUGCACGGCUCUGCAGUUGCCCUGGGCACAUGUCGGAGCCGGUGUGUAUGAAAGUGUGUGAGGUGGGAGAGCGUGUGUGUGUGUGUGUGUGUGUGUGUGUGUCCACCACUUGUGCAUCACAAGCUGGAAGACAGGACCCCUGUUUUCUCUUUUUAUUUUUGGUUCACCCUCCUGCUCCUGCUCUGCCUCUCCACCUGGAUGGAAGACCUGACUAGAGGAGAGCUGAGAGGAGGGAGGUGCGCGUCGUGUGUUUGCAGGGAUGGGGAGGUGGGCGGUCGGAGUGAUGACGAGAUGAAAGGGGCCAGGUGAGGAGGAGACACAGGAGCGCCCCUCUUCUCUCUCCCCUUUCUCUCUCUCUCUCCUCCCUCUCUCUCCCUGUGACGUAGUCAGUGUGCGUGUGUGUGUGUGUGUGUUUGCUGUGUGUGUGGUAGAGAGAGAGAGAGAGAGAGAGAGAGAGAGAGAGAGAGAGAGAGAGAGAGAGAGAGCGAAACAGGUCGGCUUUCCUUCAGCAGACUGUGAACCUGCACAGGAGGAAGCAGCCCUCUCCAGACUGAGGUAUUUUCAACUGAAGGUCAUCCUGGAGAGAGACUCUUCAAAGAAUCGAGUGAAAGCUCCUGCGACUGUCUGCAGAGCUCUGGGCUGAAGUCUCCAGGGGUCAGGGCCUGCACAGCUCCUGCUGCCAUGACAGACACCACCGCCUGAGCUUCUCAGUGACACCCUACGACAGGGGAGGAUGGGUGAUGGGCCUGUGAAAUUCAGCAGACUCUCUCCUCCUUAUGCCAUCCUCUCAUGGAGCAUCCUGUCACACCGAGCCCCUCCUGGAACACUUCUCUCUCCGGCCUCCCCACUUUUCCGGCCUCACUGCACCCGAAUAUCUCUAACGUGACCCUGCCCAUCACGAGCAGCCGAGGUGGGGUGAAUCUGAACCAGUCCCUGGCGCUGUGUGCUAUGCUCAUCAUGGAUGUGCUGGCAGUGGUGGGGAAUUUGGCCGUGAUGAUUGUCAUCACCAAAACGCCGCAGCUGCACAAAUUUGCCUUCGUGUUCCACCUCUGUCUGGUGGACCUGCUGGCAGCGCUAGUGUUGAUGCCUCUGGGGAUGCUGUCAGACCGAAUCCUGGUGGACGAGGCGCUGUGUCGGAGCUACCUCUGCUUGAGUGUGUGUCUAGUGAGUGCCGCCAUCCUCACCAUCUGUGCCAUCAACGUGGAGCGCUACUACUACAUCGUCCAUCCCAUGCGUCACGAGGUGAAGAUGACGGUGCGGGUGGUGGUGAUGGUAGUGGUGGGAAUCUGGAUUAAAGCUGUUGUCAUGUCAGUGCUACCUCUCCUGGGAUGGCUGCUCCAGGGGAACCAGGGUCCGGGGACUCCCUCUGUCCUCAUUCCUGGGCAGAGACAGUGCUCUCUCCACUGGACGGGAGGCAGGACCACACGCCUGCUUUUCAUGGUCUUCUUUACAUUUAUUUAUUUUCUGUGCCCUGUGAUGAUCAUUCUGGUGGUCUACUGCAACAUGUUCAAAGUGGCGCGAGUAGCAGCCAUGCAGCACGGUCCCCUCCCCACCUGGAUGGACACGCCACGACAACGUUCAGAGUCCAUCAGCAGCCACUCCACCAUGGCGGCCAGCCUCGGAGGGACUGGUGCCCGCGCCACCCCUCAGAGGACCUUCAGCGGCGGGAAGGCCGCAGUGGUCCUGGUGGCAGUGGGGGGCCAGUUCCUCUGCUGCUGGCUGCCAUAUUUCUCCUUCCACCUCUACUCGGCCGUGGUGUCUACCUCUCCCGCCUCGCUGGCCCAACUGGAGGACGUGGUCACGUGGAUUGGCUAUUUCUGCUUCACCUCCAACCCCUUCUUCUACGGCUGCCUGAACCGGCAGAUUCGCCAGGAGCUGGGCCGCCACCUGGCUUGCCUCUUUAAGCGGGCAGGGCCCAGUGAAGGGGAGCAGCUGCCCAGCCGCGAGGCCUCUAUUGAGGAGAACUUUUUGCAGUUCCUUCAAGGCACUGGAUGCAAUCUGGAGCCCUGCAACUCUCACAGCAGAGCCAGCCCGGAGGCAGCAGAGACUGAGGCCCUUCAGGAGUCAGCUGUUCAGCAGAACAUGCCAGCUGACUUCCACAUCCCAGGGCAGAUCCUUGAGGAGACCUCAGAGUUCAUACAGCGGCAACAGCUGAAGAAUGAACUCCAUGUAUCAGAGAACGAGAACUGCUACAAAACUGUACCAGAGCUGUAGCUACCUCUCACGUACUGUCUCUUUUGCCAUCCAAUAAUCCAAGAAAUAUACUUAGUUUUAUUCAUAUUUUCUAAAAUGUGUUGAAUUAAAACAUCUCUGUUUGUGCUACAACAGUGCUUUUAAGCUAAAAAUCCAGUGAACUGCAAAACAUGGUACGGUUAUGUAGCUUUUCAGAGAAGGACAGAGCUGAAUAUAUUGUGUGCGUCAUCUCAUUCAUAUCCCCAAUGGCCAUAAUACUGCAGCAUUACAUGUUGCGAGAGACAUACAGUAUCAGGCUGUUUUCUGUGUGAUGUCAGCAGAUGGACACUAAACCCUUGCUGCGAUAACCACGGUUCAGUGAAGUGACAAAGAUCUCAUAGACAGAAGUGGUGAAACUCUGAGGGAGCAAAGCUUCAGGGGAAACAAAGUUUUCACAGUUAAUGAAAAAACUAUACGAGCCAAGAUUUUAAACGUUCAGCGAAAUGCAUUCCGUCAUUCAUUCACUUAUUAAAAUUCGGGUUCCUCAUCAGACAUAAAGCAAUAAUGUACACAAUACACUUAGUCAUGACAUAUCAUCACUUCUCCAUCAGACAUAUUGUCUUUCCUUCUGCCUUCUCCUCCUCUGCUUUCAGUUUUAAUUCAACUAAAGUGCUAAACAUGGCCUCACUUUAGUUCUUUGAGCCCCUUGACAAUCAGUUCAUAUUACAACAGGUUCUCUUUGACCAAACAGAUGUGUUAUCACUGAUUUAACUUACAAUCUACUCAUAAAAAAAACAUCCCGCCGCCCGUCUACUUAGGUCCUAGUUCACCUCCAACAAAGUGUUAUUUUACAGAAGUGAAAUGAAGAAAACGACGAGGUGGUAAAAGGAUGUCAUUAUUGUAGCUCUCGCUGCCAGUUGCUCAUGAAUUUGUUUGUUAAAGUAAAGGAUCUGUUCUCAUCAUGUGUUCAUCAGUAUAAAGGAGAGAAUAUUCAGAGCCAUUUAAAAAAAAAAAAAGUCUCUCCAUUUGAAAUAUUCAUUGUGUUGAAAAGGAUCAUUUCACAGCUGGCUCUGCUGGUGGUAUUUAUAAUAAACAGGCUGACACACCAGUGUAUUUUUAACCAUUUUCCAGGAAAAUUAUUAUCAUGUUUAUCUGUUCUUAGUCUUGUGAUUAUCACCUCCUCACCAAAAUCAUCUCACAUUGCUAGACUCGUGAUUACACCCCCCCCCCCCUUCCGCUCAAAGAAAAACAUUGUGACUGGUUUGAUUUGUACGACGGUGACGGUGUUAAGGAUUAAUCUUUGUAAAAACAUCGGCUACAGCACAUUAAAACUGUCAGUUUGUUGAAACAAGGCUGGAUGCGGACAGUUUCGGACGCCUCGACCGGUCCACGCUUCACCCCCGUGAUGCCUGCGCUGUUUACAGGAAAACACAGGAGCAGUGUGAGUGCUCUUGUGUUUGUGCUGUAAACAACCAGGCUUGUUGUGGCUACAACAGCGGGGCAGGUGUGACAGUGCUUACAUACGGCAAGAUUUGCCUUUGGCCUCAUUUAGCGACAAAAGGAAGACACUGGUGACACUUCCUCUGAUCUCAGGUGGAAUACAGUUUGCACAAGUCACACAAGCAGUGACAAACGUUCCAAAGAAAAUAAUUACAAGGCACAGAUCUCUUACAAAACUCUCUUUUUAUACUUGCUCUUUCUUGCUGCCUUCAUCUAUUUUGGACUGCCUCACACUGGACUGUUGGUAUGAUCACAAGACACUCGACACAAGGCGUACAGGGAAGGUUCAUAUUUUGCUGGGAGUCAGAACAAAAAAAGGUCCCUUUGUCAGGGGGAGACAUAACGUUCUUAAUUUUCCUGCGAUAUGACUUUGUUACUGACUGUUUUUCCAGAAGGGGUCGUCGUGUCAUCUUGAUUUAAAAAGUGUUUCUUUUGUGUCAAAAGUAGGUGCAGUAAUGUUCGGCCCCACAUUUAGUUGGACGUUAAGUCAAGCAAAACAAGGAGCACAAGACAAAAUCACUGCCAUAAUCAUCAAUGUUCUACAGUAUGUAUAUAUUUUUAAUUCAUUAUUAUUAGUAGUAUUUAAACUACAAAAUAUAAAACCAUAACAAUUAUUCAUAUACAAUGUUUUAUAACGAAAUAACAUAAAACUGCCCUGAUUUAUUUCACCAGCGUCCAUGAACAAAGGGUUUCAUUUCUUUAGAGAAUCUGAGAUCUUCCUCAUUGAGCAUUGUUGAUCAGCUCCUCUUUAUGGUACAAUGUUGUGAUAAAUUCAGUGACAUUUCACACAGCGUACAUCAAUCCACCAUUCAAUCAGCUGGAUUUCCGUUUCCGUAGCAGCGAAAAUUGCCCCGACCAAUCUGAUUACACACUUAAAGCUGUUUUCUUUCUGUUGAUGACCAGGGCAGAGAAAUAAACCGUGUUGAAGGUGAAUGGAGGAUAAUAUUCCCAGCUUCAGGAAUAUUCGUAAAUGCAGUUUUGUUUGUCGUAACUCAUUGAUAUGGUUGAUAUGUUCCUUUUCCUCUCUGUAUCUCUUUUUGUACCUGAGCUGAAGAGACUGUUCGGAUUCUUCGUUAUUAGGGUCUGUUUUUUCCCUCCUUGUUAAGAUUUCCCUGUGUAUCAGUUACACAUCAGUUGAAAUGAUUAAAAACGCUGCAAGAAGA
This is a messenger RNA of Seriola aureovittata, 5112 nucleotides long. It is a transcript of the gene gpr61, whose product is annotated as G protein-coupled receptor 61. NCBI's taxonomy places the organism in Eukaryota, Metazoa, Chordata, Actinopteri, Carangiformes, Carangidae. Gene Ontology annotation, biological process: G protein-coupled receptor signaling pathway. The coding region runs from base 1067 to 2491 and encodes 474 amino acids. The transcript is spliced from 2 exons. The record is from RefSeq and is a predicted model, not a curated record. Gene Ontology annotation, molecular function: G protein-coupled receptor activity. Gene Ontology annotation, cellular component: signaling receptor complex; plasma membrane; endosome.